AAUUACACGUGUUGUUCUCCGAAAACUCAGUGGAGAAUGAUGACAUCAUAAACCUGAGGGACGACAAAAACUCAUGUGUAUGGAGAACAACCGGUAAAGAGUCUGUCUGACGGCUCACCUUCAUUAUAAAUAACCACGCUGCUCGGCCCAGCAGCUGUGCUUCCCCCUGACCUCUGACCUCUGACCUGACGCAGGCCUGUUUUUAGACAUGCCGCUAAACUACAUGCCAGACUUUAUUUGACUGUACAACCUAAUGUGAACUCUGUUUUGUGUCCUGGCGCGUUAAUGUCUUCUCUUGCCCAUCGUCGUCCUCUCAUCCAAGCCUGGAUCGGCUCGGCUGGCCCACGUCGCAGCAGAGGCAGAGCUGAACGCCCCCUUCGCCGACGAGCUUCCCUCCCGGCAGGCGCAGCUCACGGCGCUGAAAGACACCGAGGAGUUCGACGUGCUGGUUAUCGGAGGAGGGGCCACAGGGGCAGGAUGUGCCUUAGACGCUGUCACACGCAACCUGAAGACUGCCCUCGUGGAGAGAAGCGACUUCUCCUCUGGGACGAGCAGCCGCAGCACCAAGCUGAUCCACGGCGGCGUGCGCUACCUUCAGAAGGCCAUCAUGCAGUUAGACUACGAGCAGUACAUGAUGGUGAAAGAGGCGCUUCAUGAGCGAGCCAACCUCCUGGAGAUCGCGCCUCACCUGUCGGCACCGCUUCCCAUCAUGCUUCCUGUUUACAAAUGGUGGCAGUUGCCUUACUACUGGGCGGGGAUCAAGAUGUACGACCUGGUGGCUGGGAUCCAGUGCCUGAAGAGCAGCUACGUCCUCAGCAAGACCAAGGCCCUGGAGCAUUUCCCCAUGCUGAAGAAGGACAAGCUGGUGGGAGCGAUCGUCUACUACGACGGGCAGCACAAUGACGCCCGAAUGAACCUGGCCAUCGCCCUCAGUGCCGCUCGCUACGGCGGCGCCAUCGCCAACUACACUGAGGUGGUUCGCCUGCUGAAGACAAAAGACGAGGAGACCGGCAAAGAGAGGGUGUGCGGCGCCCGCUGCAGAGACGUCAUCACCGGAAAUGAAUUUGACGUGAAGGCGAAGUGUGUGAUCAACGCCACCGGCCCGUUCACGGACUCUGUGAGGAAGAUGGACAACCAGGAAACCAGGAACAUCUGUCAGCCCAGCGCAGGCGUCCACAUCGUCAUCCCCGGUUACUACAGUCCCGACAACAUGGGUCUGCUCGAUCCCGCCACAAGCGACGGGCGUGUCAUCUUCUUCCUGCCCUGGGAGAAGGUGACCAUCGCCGGCACAACCGACACCCCCACCAGCGUGACGGCUCACCCAAUCCCGGGGGAGGACGACAUCAACUUCAUCCUGAGGGAGAUCCGCAACUACCUCAGCCCUGACGUAGAAGUGCGGCGAGGUGACGUGUUGGCGGCGUGGAGCGGCAUCCGUCCCCUGGUGACCGACCCCAACUCCAAAGACACCCAGUCCAUCUGCAGGAACCACAUCGUCAGCAUCAGUGACAGCGGACUGGUCACCAUCGCCGGUGGGAAGUGGACCACCUACAGGUCCAUGGCUGAAGAGACUCUGGACGCUGCCAUCAAGUCUCACGGCCUCUCUGCUGAAUCCUGCAAGACGGUGGGUCUGAUGCUGGAGGGGGCGAAGGGCUGGACGCCGACGCUCUACAUCCGCCUGGUGCAGGACUACGGCCUGGAGCAGGAGGUCGCUCAGCACUUGGCCGCCACGUACGGAGGAAAAGCGUUCAACGUGGCCAAGAUGGCGCAGGUCACCGGGCAGAGAUGGCCGAUCGUCGGCAAACGGCUGGUGUCUGAGUUUCCGUACAUUGAGAGCGAGGUGCUGUACGCCAUUAAGGAGUACGCCUGCACCGCCAUCGACGUCAUCGCCCGACGAACGCGCCUGGGCUUCCUGAACGUGCAGGCGGCCGACGAAGCCCUCCCCCGCAUCGUCCAGAUCAUGGCGAAGGAGCUGGACUGGAGUCAGGAGAGGACGACGGCUGAACUGGACGCGGCGAGGAAGUUCCUGUACCACGAGAUGGGCUACAGGUCUCGUUCUGAGCAGCUGACCAAGACGUCCGAGAUCAACUUAGACUACCAGGAAGUGAUCAGAUACAAGAAACGUUUCCACAAGUUUGACAAAGAGAGCAAAGGAUUCAUCACCACGGUCGACGUCCAGCAAGUUUUAGGAAGCAUCAACGUUCACAUCGAUGAAAACGCGCUUCACGAAAUCCUCAACGAGGUCGACGUCAACAAGAACGGACAAAUAGAAAUAGACGAGUUCCUGCAGAGACAACAAGCAGCUGAUGAGCGCCGUGAAGAAGGGGCAGGUGUCGGACAGCCGGCUCGCCAUCCUGAUGAAGACGGCGGAGGAGACUCUGGAUGAGAGAGGCCCGGUGACGGUGGACCGCAGCGGGGGCGGAUUCUGAACGAGGAGGAUUUAAGGGACGCUGCGACGCCGCUCCUCCCAAGGUGGUAAUGACAACGACAACAACACAACAUGCAAAUGGUGCUAUUUGAAUGACAAUACAGUAAUCAAGCACACGAGCGGAUGGAUCGGUGACACUCCUGAUUCCUGAGAGCGAAAAGAGAACGUGAUGAUCGAGGCCGAUUUUCAAGAGGUGCCUCUCAUGUCACACAGCACACAGCCAACCUGUUUUAUACUCCGUCUUUUAAAAGUGACCUCCGCAGCUUCACUCACACUCCUUUUUUUUUUAACUUCUUUUUAAACGGCGCCGAUUGUUGAGGAGGAGCCGUCCUCCGUGUGACGCAGCUUCUCCUUCUUUAGUCCAGUUUGAUUUCACAGGUUCGUUAUUUCCUGAAAGUUUCCUGCAGAGAAUUUGUUUGAAAAGAUAAAAGAAUAUUGUGCAUAAGAUAAAACACCAUGAAAACGAUCCUAGAAGAAAACAGAGACGUCACAAACUGAAAACACGUCUCUCCAGCGAACUUGAGGAAACAAUGUCCUGUAAAUAAAGUUCUGAGCACUGGUGGUUUAAUAUUUGAUAUUUACUGGGGUGUUUAAAGCACCGAGACGUUUCUGAAGCUCUUCUGUCGGCUGUUCUUUGUCUCUCUGGGUUUUUAAAUGUAAAAAAGAUUUAACAUCUAUUUGUCCACAUCGAUCUUCUGACGUUUACAUGACGAGCUUUAGUUUUCAAAUCACUGCUGUUACUGUUCUUUCCACGCACGUGUAUUUUUCCAGACUUAUUUAUUCUUUUCUCCUCAGAGAUUCUAGAUUUUAACUUUAUUUUAAAGUGCAUCUCUGAAACAGGAUGUUGUCAUUGCCACACGUUGACGUAUAUUUCCUUUUCUUUUUUGAUUUGAGCAGCUGUAUUAACGCACACUCAGUCUGUGGGACUGGUUUAUAACCCUGCAUGCUGUCCGCUGAUUGUAAUGAGAGUUUUAAAGCAGAUUAAUGUCGUCGCAUGUUUGGUUUUAAGAGUUUAGUGGUUUUCUUCUUUAAAUGGUGGAUGUCUGAAUAUAUAUAAUUAUAUAUAUUUACCUUCAUGUGCCUCGAAUAUGACACUUAACUCCUCACGCUCUGUUUCACAAACAAGUUCAGGAAACGAUGUAGAGAUACUGAUCAUUUAUAAGAGUUUUUAAAAUGCUUUGUGUGUUUGUAUGUGUGAGAACUUGAGGCCUGUUGUUAAUCUUUUAUUUUGAAAGGCAUGUAUAUGUACACUGUGCUUCCUUAUUGCCUUCACGUUUAUUCUCAUGAGUACCUUCAGCUGGACUCUGAUCAUUUUUAUGCAGUAAACCGAAUCAUUCCGUUCUCCACCAAACACUGGAGCUGUGACUGACGUGUGUGUUUGUGUGUGUGAGAGAGAGAGAGAGAGAGACGACCCUUCAAACUGCCAACGCCGGUCCGUCAGCCAUCGCUCGUGGGCAGCAGCACCACGUAAAUCCUGAUGUCUGAUUGUCUCCUGCGGGAUGAAAUUUCAGCUUUAUCCCGACUCAAAGAGAAUCAUGUUCCUGCUUCUUGUUGUUUUUGCUCCAGAGCAGCUCCAGAGUCUGCGGGUCUAAAAAAAGACCAAGCAAACAAAGUCAUUAUCUCAUUAAAUGUAUCCGGUUGCUUGAGAAGCUUUUGUGCCGUUUGUGUGUUUCUCGUGAGCAUCAGUCAAACCUGGCGUCAGAGAGCGGCCGAGCGACGUGAACCGGACACACGAGGAUUUUCUCUUUUGCCUUUGUUUGUUUCGGUUUAUUGUCUCAUUUCUUCUGUCAAGUGAUUUUAAAUUGUGUCUGUCUCUCACCACAAAGUCCAUUUGGUUCUUACAUCAAAUCACAUGAUGAGUUUAUUCAAUUGAAUUCAUUCAUUAAAUGUUUCACAUGUAAAACUCA
Messenger RNA from Paralichthys olivaceus (Japanese flounder), 4332 nucleotides. Lineage: Eukaryota; Metazoa; Chordata; Actinopteri; Pleuronectiformes; Paralichthyidae. The record is from RefSeq and is a predicted model, not a curated record.